AAGCAAGGAAUAUUGUCCACGAAGGCAGCCAUGGCUUUAAACCAUGCGCUCUAGGGUUCAUUGUACGCAUGCGCUCACAUUUUACGCAUGCGCUGUAGUGGAGUACAACCCGAGUUACGGACAUACACGUGUGCACGAUAACAUAUUGGACAUAGUGCCUUGGGCUCUACGAGCACUAGGCACAAUAAAACGGAAAGAAGAACGAGAUAUUUACCUCAUGAAAGAGAUUCGUCUCAGACAUCAACAAAUGCCAGAUUAGUGUCACAAUCUGAGCAACUGCACACCUACCCAUCCCCUAAUGUUGGUAUCUAAGCAACUGCACAUCUACUCCUCCCCUAAUGUCAGUAUCUGAGCAACUGCGCACCUACCCCUCCCCUUAUAACAACAGUCAACAAUUAAGGGCCGAUGUCAGAUUAGGGGAGGGGUAGGUGUGUAAUUGCUAGUGUAGCGUGACUAUUUUAUUUCCUAGUCACGCGAUCGUGUAAGGACAACAUUCGCCCCGGUUUCUGCUCCUCCGGAAUCGGUUAAUUCCUCUUUCAAAAUGGUCGUAAACAAUUCCGAGAUUCUCCUGUCCAAAUGUGCCCAGUUUAGAGACGAGGAGCAGUUCACUGACGUUCCUUUAAAAGUGGGGGAAGACAUCUUUCCAGCUCAUCGCAUUGUUCUGGCUGCGAAUAGCGAUUAUUUCUACGCCAUGUUUACAGAUGGAAUGAAAGAAGCGAGCCAGGAAGUAAUCGAGCUGAAAGAUGAAAGCAUUUUAUCUGAUAUUUUAAACAUUAUACUGGACUCCAUCUACACUGGAACCCUUCAGGUUAACGAAGAAAAUGUGUUUGAAGUUCUUGCGGCAGCAGAUCACCUUCAAGUGACGACUGUUGUUCAACAGUGUUGUGAUUUCUUGCUGACCAAGUUCGUUAAACUUCGCUUUGAUUUUGAAACUUACUCUCGUAUCUGGGAAAUUGCUCACAGCCAUGGCCUUAAAGGUCUAAAAGAAGCUACUGAGAGUGAAAUGGCUAAGAAGUAUAAAGAUGUUUGCGAAAGCGAGGAAUUUUUGGCUCAUAUCGGCGGCGAUCAGUUACUCAGCCUCCUAAGUCGAGAUGACCUCAAUGCACCUUCGGAAACGUUCAUCUUUCAAUCGGUGAUGCGAUGGAUUAAACACGAGAAGGAGGAGAGAAUGUCUUUUGCUGCCAAAGUAAUUGGAGCAGUGCGAUUAGCUUUGGUAAAUAUUAGGGAGCUGAUCGCUGAACUUGAUACAGAGGAAAUGCAGCGAGAUCCAGAGGUUCACAUGCACUUGUAUUCAUCUCUCUUGUACAGCUACCUGCCUUUAAGAAGGCCUGAGUUCGCAGCAGAGAAAACUAAGGCAAGGUCCUCGAAACCGGUUCUUGUUGCCAUUCAGCAGCAAGCAGAGAUGCAUUACUUUGAUGCUGAAACAAAAUUAUGGAGACCUCUGCCGUUCAUGGCCCGACUGAUUGAGGCAACUGAGUGUUACUGUGCAGAGUACGUCGGUAAUCACCUGUAUGUAGCCGCAAAAAGGGAGAAAGAUUUUGUUAUGUAUAGUUAUGAUACAGUUAAUAAUGCCUGGGAUACAUUACCAACAAUUCCAGGGUUUAAUUUUAAGACUGACUGCUUGUGUUCAAUGGGUGAUUAUAUCUAUGCAAUCCAUGAAUCGAAACCACCUCACAGAUUGAGUUUGAAUACAAAUCAGAGGUAGCGUAUAAAAUCUUUCAAUCCAGAUCGGUUUACUCCUGGUUCAUUUCGCGGUAAAGCAUCGAUUAUUUUCAAAUCACGUUUAUAUGUACUUCAUGGUCAUUUAGGAGGAUGUCCUUCUUACUAUGAACCGGUACCGGCUCAAGUGCAUUUUUUCAACCCAAGGACAAAUAAAUGGAAACUCACGGAACCAACCAGAAAUCCUCAUUAUCGAUCAAGUCUUUUGGCAGUAAACGAGAAACUCUGUGUCGCUGGGGGAUCUGAAUCGGUUACCCAAAGAUGUGGCUCACCUGUUGGCAGUGGAGCCUCUGUUGAGGUUUAUGACGAGGAGAACAACUCCUGGUCUAUUAUUCGACAAAAUCAUAUUCCUCCAAAUGAUCUUAACGCAUUGGAAAUAGAAGGGAAAGUUUAUUUUAUGAUAAACAAUUUUCCAAUUGAUAGCGGAAUUAGAUUUUCGCCAGCCGAGGUUUAUCCCUUACCUUUGAA
This is a messenger RNA of Stylophora pistillata, 2187 nucleotides long. Its product is annotated as kelch-like protein 26. NCBI's taxonomy places the organism in Eukaryota, Metazoa, Cnidaria, Anthozoa, Scleractinia, Pocilloporidae. The record is from RefSeq and is a predicted model, not a curated record. Gene Ontology annotation, molecular function: protein binding.